This is a messenger RNA of Rotaria sp. Silwood2, 1581 nucleotides long. The record is from the annotation of a GenBank genome assembly. Lineage: Eukaryota; Metazoa; Rotifera; Eurotatoria; Philodinida; Philodinidae.
AUGUCACGAGAAUCAAGUUCGUCACCCGAUGCAAGCUCGUCAUCACGAUCAACGAAAGACAUACUCAAAGACCUAUGUACUUAUACUGUAGCGUCAGCUGAUCCAGGGGAUCGUUUACCCCACGACUGUUAUAUGAUCAUGGUUGGUCAUUUGAAGAGUCAAGAACAUAUGAAUAUGUUGUUGGAAAUGAGUGAAUCACAAGGAAUAUCGUCGACGAAAGAAGAAGAUGAAAAUCAAGCAGAAUAUGCAGUAUUGAAAUCCGAAAAGGUUGAAUCAAUUUUGGAGCAUAUCAAAUUAACAGGAAAAACUGAACAGCUUGAAAGUCAGCGUAGAAGCCAUUUCGUCUAUGAAGAUAAUUUUAAUUCUUCUCUGACUACUAUGAUGCAAACACAAUCAUCAUUCGAGAAACUUAAAAAGGUAUGUCGUAUAUACGAACAUCGCGAAGGAGUUAACGUGGAUACAGUGAUGGGCGAACAUGAGAAUCGUGCGAAUUUGUCAUAUUCGUACUUUUGUGAAAAAAAAGUGCCACCUGAUGAAGCCAAAGCUUUGGCAUUCGCCAUUUCCUUCUAUACAGGUUCGAAGAGUGAAGCAUGUAAUCGUGGUGCCAGUCUUGUUGCUCGCAAAAGUAAUGGGGAAGUCCUUGGAAAAGAUGUAGAAAACGAAAUAAACGAAGCAGCUAUCAUUCUUUAUUAUUUGGUGAAAGCACUUUCAUACAUCCCUUUUUACUGGGGAUAUGUUACUCGAGCCUGUCAGCUUACAUUCGAUGAAUUGAAACUGUACGUACCUGGCGCUUUAAUCACUUGGAUUCAGUUUAGUAGUUCAAAAAAAGGUAAAAAAGCAGUUAAUUCGAAUGCUUUUAAAGAUCGAAAUGUACUUUUUAAAAUCUUCUCGUUAACUGGUCGUCCCAUCAAAAAAUUUUCUAACUAUCCGGAAGAAGAUGAAGUUUUAUUUCUGCCCCAUUCUACCUUUCUUGUUUUCAACCGCAAAACAUAUUAUAAAGAGGGAAAACAAGUAAUCUACAUGCGACAAGUCGAACUGGGUUUAUGCACAUGGUCAGUGUUGUGGGUGGACGACCGCAUAUUUGAUGAAAAUUGGGAGAAUAAACAACACAUGGAAUACGCAGCAAUCAAUGCACUUGAUAUAAACGUGCAUUUUAUUCCGAAAUCGUCCACUGAUAGUGCUCUGUCCUUUUUACGAUCCGCAUUUGGACAGCGUUUGAAAAAUCAGGAUGCAUUCCGUAUUGUAACUGAUAUGAAUCGUACAAAUGAAAUACCUGCUCAUAAUGCAGGUGCACGAUUAAUCAAAGCAAUACGACAGAUGGGUUUCAGAGAAUAUGUUGUCAAAGAACAAUUUCAAGUUACAAUUGCACCCAAUUAUUUAAUAUUAAGUGAAAUCUAUGUGAGAACUUUGAAUUUCAAAAUCUUACAAACUAAUAAAGCUCCUCUUAUGAAUUUACCGCAAAUUUCAGAAGUAUGCAUGUAUCGAGCUUUUGCUCGUCAAGAUUAUUUCGGAUUUAUUGUGAAAAAAGAUGAAAAUACAUUUGCAUUACUUUUAUACCACCGGUGCUUACGUGACGCAUAG